Messenger RNA from Hermetia illucens (black soldier fly), 3152 nucleotides. RefSeq names its product malonate--CoA ligase ACSF3, mitochondrial (gene Acsf3). Gene Ontology annotation, biological process: fatty acid metabolic process. The transcript has 5 exons. Gene Ontology annotation, molecular function: medium-chain fatty acid-CoA ligase activity. Bases 418 to 2514 code for a protein of 698 amino acids. Lineage: Eukaryota; Metazoa; Arthropoda; Insecta; Diptera; Stratiomyidae. The record is from RefSeq and is a predicted model, not a curated record.
CCUUCGCAUUUGACGUCCGGAAAAAUUGUGCUUUUGAAAUUUGUUCGCAAGCGAUUUGGUACGGACCGGGUCGUCGUUGACAUUUCGCUAACUCGUUCGGUACAGGGAGUGGAUUUGUGCGAAUUUUUUAUUUAUAAAAUUUCUCCCGAGCGAAUUAUCCAAUAUUUGUGCGAAUACAAGUAGUGUCGUGCAGAGUGACAGCGACGAAAGACAAAUUUCGCAGCAUUUAGGAAGUAAAUACACACGUGAUAAAUUGACGUAAUAUUUCUCCCCAUCUCGACGGAGGGUAGAAAAAGGGCAUCCCGGAUAAUAAUUAGGCGAACACAUCGCAGAGAAUACUAUUUUCGCUGGACGCAAUUUACAUAGUAAUUGUCUCACAAGAAACGAAAUUUCAUCAGCCCGCAGAAUUCUAGUGUAAUGUCAUCUGUUUUCUUGAGAUUCAGCGUAGGUUUUCAUGCCGCUCGUAGGUCUGUCCGUGGGGUCGGAUGUCUGAGGGACAAGCGGCUCUGGGGCAACUUCGGUCCCCAAGUCACAGCCGGCGCUCUGCAGCAGACUCCCGGUCGGACGUACGCAACAAAUAUUAAAGCCCAAGACAGCACCACGGUCAAAAAAUUCGACGCUGAAGAUGAAAAUGAAAUUCUAGAGAAAAUUAAAAACAUCUUUGCUGAAGAAGAACGUUCAGGCCAUGUUGUUCCCGUUUUUAAAAAGGCUCUUCUUCAUGGCAAUAAAGUUGCCAUCAAGGAUCAAAUCAAUGAAUACACAUAUCAUCGACUAUAUGCAGCAGCAAAAAGGCUAUCCGCUCAAAUUUCUAAUCUGUGUGGAAGUGGAUCCAACGCCCGCGUAACCUUCCUUUGCCCGAACGACGCCCUCUAUCCAGUAGUGCAAUGGGCUUGUUGGUUUUCUGGACAAGUAGCUGUGCCAUUGAGUACUCGCCACCCAACCGAAUUGCUGAAAUACUUCGUAAAAGAUAGCGAAUCAACCCUUCUGAUCACAACACCUGAAUACGAGGCUGUAAUGAAACCUAUAUCGGAGGCUCUACAAAAGGUCUUGAUUGUUAUCGAUCACACAUUCAUUCCAGAGAUAGAUGCUCAGUCGUUUAUAUUGGAUCCAAAGAAUGAGAAUGUCGUGCGUAUGGCCGGUCAGUGGAACAUUGAAGGAGUGUUGAGUGCAGAUUUUUAUGGAAAAUCAGAUGCGAUGAUAUUGUACACGUCGGGAACAACUGGCAAUCCUAAAGGCGUGGUUUUGUCUCAUAAGAAUGUCAAUGCUCAGGUGAACUGUUUGACGGAUGCCUGGCAAUUCAGUUCGAAAGAUUGUUUGCUUCAUGUUCUUCCUUUGAAUCAUGUUCAUGGCUGUGUAAAUGCGCUCAUGUGCCCGCUCAGUGUUGGUGGGAAAUUAAUUAUGCAAGAUCACUUUGAUAGUCAUAAUGUUUGGAGUGCACUUUUGGGUAUUAAUACGCCUACGAAGGAUCGUGUAAAUAUGUUCAUGGGCGUACCGACAAUUUACAAUUUCCUCAUCGAUGAGUAUGAUAAGAUUUUCGCAAAGAAUUCACGAAUGGUUGAAUAUAUACAGAAUCAUUGCGAAAAGAAUAUUCGGCUGAUGAUUUCAGGAUCGGCGCCAUUACCAAAUACUGUGUUUUCUCGCUGGUAUGAUAUUUCGGGGCAUCGAUUAUUAGAACGUUAUGGAAUGACGGAGAUAGGUAUGGCCCUCAGCAAUCCAUAUGUUGAAGACAAAGUACGGCAACGCAAACCCGGCACUGUUGGACUUCCGCUACCAGGAGUUGAAAUUCGAAUUGCAGAUGGCGAUAAUAAAACGCUGUUCACAUGCAAGGGAGAGGGGAACAAGGGCUUUUGGGCGAAAGACGAACAACCAGUCUACACAAAGAAACCGGAUUCAAAAAGCGAACCGAUAAUUGGUGAACUGCAAGUGAAAGGACCAAACGUUUUCAAAGAAUACUACAAUCGCCCAGAGGAAACUAAAAAAGAAUUCAUCGAUGGUUACUUCAAAACUGGUGAUAUCGCUUGCUAUGAUGAUGGAAGCAUUAAAAUCAUGGGACGCUCAAAUGUAGACAUCAUAAAGAGUGGAGGGUUUAAGAUAUCCGCGCUAGAAAUCGAAACGCACAUUCUCGAACAUCCAAGCAUAAAAGAUGUAGCCGUAGUGGGAAUUCCAGAUGAUACGUGGGGUGAAAGGAUAGCUGCAAUUGCUGUUCUCCGGCCAAAUUUCGAACUCGAUUUAGAAACAUUGAAAGUUUUCUGCACCGACAGGGUGGGCAAAUACGCUGUCCCGUCUGUAUUGAAAAUUAUCGAUGAAAUGCCACGCAAUGCAAUGGGCAAAAUUAAUAAGAGAGAUGUUAUAAGACUGUACUUCGGCCAGCCACAGAAGCAAGAGGCAGCGACUUCCAAAGCAACAGAUCCAGCUUCUGAGAACAAAUCGACAAAGUCAACAAGCUCAUCGGAACCAACCGACAAUGAAUCGAAAAAGAGCACGACAACAGCGACGACCGAGAAAAAAUCAUAAAUAUUUUCCCAUUUCUAGUUUAACGUUGAAAACGAGCCGAGAAUAUUUUCAUCUUUUUUUUUUCUUUUUUUUUAAUUUUCUGUUAUAAGUUUGAUAUUAAUUUCUGUCACUUGCGAAUAAGAAAACUAUAUUUUAUCAAUCAUGGAAAACCAAAAAUAUGCGUGAGAUACAAUAUUUGCGUGAAUGCGAUUCAGGAAAUUGGGUACGAAAUGGAAAUUCUCGUAUUUUUCUCUGUUCUGAGCUUAGACCAAAGCUUAAAAAAAUAUUUGGAUACUCUGUUUAGUGUGACAUUUCCACUUGUCGAUUUUUAUACUUAAUUUAAACUUAAAAUUAAUUUAUCAGUACCAUUUCUACUAGUAAGUUAGUUAGAAUUGCACCAAGCAUCACUCACGUUUCGCCAAUUGAAUGUGGCUAUUCAGUUCGUUAGUUCUCAAAAUGUUUUCAUGUUUUGAGUCGAAUCUAUUUUGUUGAAAGACAAUUUUUGGCACCUAUUAUUGUCGCAUUAUGGAAAAGGAGAAAUCGACUGUGAAAAAUAUUGGAAAAUUGAUUGUUAUAAUGUUAAAAAUAUGAUUUGAUAUCAUGUAGGGAAUAGAAUGUGUAAAUGAAGAAAAUGAUCAAAUAUUUGCUUGACAAAUUAA